CGAAGAAGAAGAGGAAGAAGGAGAAGAAGAAGAAGAAGAAGAAGAAGAAGAAGAGGAGGAGGACCAUGGCUGACAGUGGGGCAAAGCCCCUUCAAUACGCUAUGAAAAUGGCGAAAGUCGCGAUCCAGCUGGACGGAGAGAGCGAACACCAGCAGGAAGCUUACUGUGAAUACCUCCGGACCAUCAACUACAUAUCACGUGCACUUUUGGAAGAAGCUGAGGCACAAACUUCGGAGGAGGGCGAUGCGGCCGCGGUGGAGGGGGAGCGGAUGUUGAGGCUGGCUGAGCAGUGUCUGGAGCGAGCAAAGUCAUUUAUAGGGAAGAGAGCUGACCCCCCUAACCUCUCUGCAUCCGUCUCCGCUUCCUUUACCUGUUCACCUGGCCAAUCAGAGCCCCGUCAGGAUGCACACCUCCCAGCCCCCACUGCUGCAAACUCUGUCCCUCCAUCUGAUAGUCCUGUUGACGCAGGGCGUAGAGCGACCAGCCCAGCAAAGACCAGUCAGCGCAGGGUGAUGUCAGAUGGCAGCGCAGAGCCCUCCCCUUUCCUGCCUCCUGACGUCUUCCACAGAAUACAAACAGUGGAGUCACAAGACACCAGCACAAAGGAGCUGACACCCAUAGAAGAAGCAUCACGUUUAAACCAGAAGUUGAAAGCCAAUUAUGAAGCUCGUCUGGCGAGGCUCCCACCUGGUCAGGCCUACCAGAAGACAUCGUUGACGCUCUGUCUCCAGCGGCAGAUGAUGGAGAACCUCAUUAUUGCCAAAGCCAGGCAGGAUGCUCUCCAGAGGAAGAUGGAGGAGAGAAGACUAAGGCUACAAGAGGAGGCCAACAGGAGAUUUGCAGCAUCUGGGGCCAUGACUGCAGAGGAGCAGGAGCAGCGUGUUCUUUAUACAAAUGUACUGGAAUAUGAGCAAGACCAUGAUUGGCCCAAACUGUGGAAAGCUAACAUACGGAAGAAUCCUGAGGAUGUCGCUUUAGUGUCAGGUCUAGUCUCCUACCUGCUCAGCCGGUCUGACCACCCAGUGGUGAAGCUGCUGAGGAAACACCAGUACCGGGUUUACAACAGGCUCUACCCUAUCGUCAGUAAACGCCUCCCCCAGAGUCCUGCCCUGCCACUGAGGUCUUCUUGCAGCGCUCACAACCUGCUUCAUCCAGAUAGCGAGACAAAGCCAACCAGGUGCAGUAGCGUUGGUGGCCAGAGCUUCAGCACCGGCUCGUCGCUCUCCCCCUCGCUCUCUCACAACCUCCACACCAACUAUGACAAUGAGGAAGGGGAGGAGCCUCAUGCACAGGUGACAGUGGAUCGGGAGAACUCGUUUGAAGACCUGGAGCAGUUCCUGACCCAGUUGGACUGGGCCCCGCUCUACGGCAGCACAGAUGACACUGGCUCGGAUUCAGAGCUGACCUGGGAUCCCUCGACGCAGCCAGAGCAGGAUGAGGCAAACAUCCAGGAGCUGGAGAUGAGAGCACUGACAGAACACCUGAAGGCCGUUGUUAAAGACAUUCAUAUUGCUAUCGACCAGCUUCUGUCACUGUGUAUGUUAUCCUUUGAGUGUCUAAACACAGCCAGCUCCAAAGACCUGUGCCUUGUCAGCUUAGAGGAAGCCUUCUUCACGCCCCUCUGGAGCGCCCUGUUGGCUCUUUUCAGGAGGGUCCACAGGGAAAAGGAGCAGGCCUUUGAGAAAAGUAUGAAGCUGUACCGGGAUAUUUCACCAGGAGAUGUUGGUGUUCCAUUGAAACUGUUCCCCAAAGACCCUGGCACACUGCAGGGUUCCUACCCCUACGAGUCUGCUGUUCAGGAACUUAAGCUUCUCAUCAAAGACUGCUGUCCACAGAAGAAGUUAGAAUGUAUUGUUAGGACAUUACGUCUGAUCUGUGCCUGUGCUGAGGAGUACAGGUGUCUUCAUGAGGUGGACUCCGCACCAAAAACAGCCGCCAUUGGUGCAGAUGACCUGUUGCCCAUCCUGUCUUUCGUGGCUCUGCGGUGCCAGUGUCCUCAGCUGGUGUCUGAAUGUGCUGCUUUGGAGGAGUUUAUUCAUGAAGGCUAUUUGAUAGGAGAGGAAGGCUACUGUCUGACCUCCAUGCAGAGUGCCUUGGCCUAUGUUGAGUCGUUGUACACAGAAGAAACGCCGCUUCCUGCAGAAAGCCCCGUUUGAAAAAGGCUGUUCUGACGGUUCAUCCUACAUUUCCCGCUGCAAGAGAGACAGCAGCGGAACCUGCAACUCCCUGCAAGUUGUGCAGGCGCAUGGUAUCUUGUACACACAAACACACCGACAUAUUGUAUAUUUAAGGAUUUCCUUUUCACACCAAGGACUAAACCUGUGACUAUGAGUUGGGUCCAACCAAGUCAGAAGCUGGGCUUUGCUGGGACCUCUAAAGUACAAAAUGUAAAGGAUUGCCACAUUAACUAGCACUGGAUUUUUAAAGGGAUUGGAGUUGUCUUAGGGAACCUUUGGAUGUGAAGUCAUGGAUACUAUGAAUGCUUACAGAAGAAAUGCUUACUGCAACAUGGUUUACUAAUGAGGGAAUCUACUGAAUUUGUUUUUCAUUUUGGAGGUACGAUUACGAUUUUUCCCUGAGCAAAGUAGCCAAUCGUGUGUGCUUUGACGAAUAUUUUUCUUUCUUACAGUAUGGUAAUAGCAUUUCAUAGAAAAUCCUUUGGAAAACAGUUUCAAGCCAUGUUCCCUGUAGCAUUUUCUGUUCUUGUUUAAAAAAAAAAAAAAAAAAAGGCAUGCAAACUUAUAAUUUAGACUGUGUGCCUGUGUGCAUGCAGUUUUUUUCUUUUUAAGACCGGUUGCAAAAUCCGUCCUCAGACUAUGAAUAAAAAAAUAUGAAUUUAUGCACUUUGGGUGUUGAAGCAUACAGGGGUAAGCUACACUGGAUGAUGGCUUUGAGUUUAGACAGUAUCUAUUUGAAGACAGACUCGCCUCGGGGGGGGAGGGAUUUCAGAGAUGCCAUCUUAAACCAAUGUUAGACAGUGGGGGAGCACAGGAUGAGAAGUCCAGCUGACAGUCCCUGUUUAGAUUUAACAGCAUGGUGGCAUUAAGUGUGGCAUAACGGACUAUAAUUAUGUAGUAAUUGUGCGUGUGUGCGGCCGCGCCUGCCACAGGGCAUUUAUCUUUUAAUGCCAAGUUUCAAAAUCCCCAAACUCCAAAGGAAAGCUAACCAGUAAACCCAUUUUCACAGCUGAUUUUUACCAAGUUCCUAAUGCUUCCCUUUACGCUACAAUUGCCCCAAAUCCACCAAAGAAUGGGAGCCAUGUGGCAACCAAUUUGUUUGGAAAUUAAAAUGGGAAAUCUUGAGGCGCUUAAAAAUGAUCACACGUAUGGUUUCAAAGAAAUUCUCAUGUUGAUUGGAUGUGAUUGGAUGACCUUGUUAACUGAUAUUUGACAUUUUCUAUAAAGUCCUUGAAGCUGUUUGGUUUUAAGCAAAUGCAGAGUCAGUGUUUUCCUAAAAGGGCCUGGUGGUGGUGUUGCAUUUUUUAAGCCGGUUGCAAAUCAUGUCUUGAGUGACCGUUCUCCAAAGCAUGCAGUUUUUUAACUUGCUUUUAAGUCUUGAGUGUGCAUUCGUCCCUUCCAGGCAGCCAUUGAUUUCUAUUCAUUUUACCAGCUUGUACAAAUAACUUCUGGAAACUUUACAGUUUUGAAUCGGUCCCUAUUUGUGUCCAAGUUGUGUUAUGGUUGCAGUACUACUAAAGUCCACUACUACUACUAAACCUCAAAAUGAAUUGAAAGUGCCUUUGUGGCACAUUCUUGUUCCCCAGUUAAAUCUGGACUGGCAAUUAACUUGUACUUAAUGUGUAAUAAAUAGGCGGCUAAAAUAUGCAAACAUAUUCUUGGUUUGUGUUUUAAAGACACACCUGAAGCAGACAUGGAUCCGGUGUCACAGCCUGAAAAAGUACAGUUUUUGAAAUUGUCGUUUGUUUGCUUAUAUUUUAAGAUUUUAUUUUCCAUGGGUCCAAAAGAUGUGAAAAGAUGUCCCAAGAACUGUUUUGAACUGUUAAGAACAGAGUUAUGUCAAUAUAACAGUUUUACUGUGAAAUGUUGGGAAUAUGUGACUGGUGAAUGUGUGUUUGAGAGAUGGGUCAAUAAAGAGAGCAAUAUUUAAAUCAUUUAA
This is a messenger RNA of Etheostoma spectabile (orangethroat darter), 4116 nucleotides long. RefSeq names its product VPS9 domain-containing protein 1. Lineage: Eukaryota; Metazoa; Chordata; Actinopteri; Perciformes; Percidae. Gene Ontology annotation, molecular function: guanyl-nucleotide exchange factor activity; small GTPase binding. Gene Ontology annotation, cellular component: cytosol; endocytic vesicle. Gene Ontology annotation, biological process: vesicle-mediated transport. Bases 66 to 2156 code for a protein of 696 amino acids. The record is from RefSeq and is a predicted model, not a curated record. The transcript has 17 exons.